Messenger RNA from Neurospora hispaniola, 645 nucleotides. RefSeq lists its product as uncharacterized. The record is from RefSeq and is a predicted model, not a curated record. The coding region runs from base 1 to 645 and encodes 214 amino acids. Lineage: Eukaryota; Fungi; Ascomycota; Sordariomycetes; Sordariales; Sordariaceae. The transcript has 3 exons.
AUGAAGUCGUUUGGAACUUCUGGCACCAAAUUUAGGCAUGCAUUCCGCAUCUUCCGCAGGCAUCUAUCCAUAAGAGCACUGGAAGAAUCGCGACACGAGAGAUUCAAUCACAAUCAGCUGCGAACAAAUGGCACAAGAGAGAGUGGUAUCGCCAGGCAUGCUGGCAUGCUGCUUUCCGGAAUGGAAGCUUUCCAGAGUCCGCGGAAUGUCCCGCUUACUGUUUCCUUUUCUUCCUCGCCGCAUGGCGACUACAUCAAGCCCAAGAUCAGGUUUGCGCUGGUUGUAAGGGAUGGAGCAAGAACCCAUGCCACACAAACAGCUAUGUACCCCAACUCCCAAUCGUCGUGUGACAUUUGCGACCCUUCCAUUCUUCUUAUCUCCCUCCUCCCGGGUUUCCAUCACACGCUCCCCAGACCCUUGACCUCUAGCAAGCUCUCAGGCACGUCAGAUCCAACGCAUAUUUCCCCAAUCCAACUCCUGCCCUUGCUAGUGCAAUGCUUGUUUGAGCUGAGAGGAUAUGGCGUGUACAAUCCAGUCCUGAGGACCCUCCCUCUUCUGGAAGACCAUGAAGAACUCCAAACCUACCCUGCUCGAACCAAAGUCACAAACAAACCAACAUCGUAUUGUAUCAUCUGCACAAAGUGA